AUACUCUUUAUCUUGGUAUUCAAGAUCACGGCACGUAAGUUGCAAGACUAGAGCUUACCCCGACCUAUCAUAGGUAAUUUCUGACUACAUUUAGUAUCAGUAGCUGUUUAGAAAAUCACUCUCCUUCUUAAAGUACGUGUUCAUUCUGGAGGGUAUCUCAGUGUUUUAGGUGCUGAACUCCGACGGAAACGCAGACGAGGUCACACCUAAAACACUGAGCUAAAUCGCGCCCCUGAUUUUCAGCAAGAUGAGGUCGGCAAUUAAGUGAGCAGUGGCUAAAAAAACGUGCAUGUUGCUCCACUUUUUCAUCACCUACAACUACAGAAGCAAUCAAGAGUGACGCGUCUCCUCUGCAUGAUUGUAGAAAUUUUGAAUCAAGGCUGCCACUCACGUAACUUUCCGUGUUUAUUUGCAGGUUAGUGUUGUCUGGCUGUAUCAAGGUGAGAAGUUAAGGAACAAAACCUUAGCUUGCACCAUGUUUAUGCCGUUACAGAGGGUGUUUUUAGCAGCUCUUAUGGCUUUGAUACCGGUUAAGGAAUCAUUCUGCACAACUUGCUCAGGUAGGUAUGUUGCUCAUUUUACUGCGAAGAUCAUGUUUGCCGUUUCAUAUCUCCCGACGGGCAUAUCUUUAUCUGCAGUUCAAAAUAUGAUUCAUUUCGUAUAUCCGCAUGGCUAGCUCUCCAGUUUUCUUGAUUAGCUCAAGGGAUAGAGAAGUGCGUCCCGUCAUCGCAAUGCUGUAAUUCUCGGUCAACCCCGUACGGAAUUAUUUCAGGUUAGGUUGUUUUUUAGAGCGACUGAAUUGCUCAGGUAUUGUCUCAGUCUAAUCUGAUCUGAUUAAACGAGUGGAAUACAGUACUCCAAAUAGCUCUUGCAGAUUCAGGCAAGGACCAGAGUCUGAGUGUCAGCGUUUUAUACAAAAAUAAAAUAGUAAUAGUUGAACAGCUGCCCCCGCUCUGUAUAUUGUCGGCUCGUUGUGUAGCUCUUGGAAAUAUACCGAUUCAUAAGGAAGAUUUUCACACAUAUUUCAUACAACAGGUGAGAUAAAUACAGGAAACGCAAGGUUCCAUGCACAGUUUCAGGUCGAUUUACACAGCUCAGGGGCACCCAACGAGAAUAUAGUUUAAAACCACUUAAACAUAGCAUUGUUAAACGUGUUUUAGUAUGUAAACGGUGAAUAUGGGCAUAUUUUUAUCGCCUAUAAAUUUUUCAUCUGUUCGGAUUUCCUAGCUGAAAGUCUAGUGAUCCGAAAAUUAUAGGGAUCAAAACUUACCUGUUCGAAAAUUUCAGCCAGAAAAAAGGCUUCCGAAAAUUCUAGGUGACCUUUUUAGGGUAAAAAUCUGUUGAAAAUGGGCAAUUUUACCAUUUUUUAGAUGUUCUAAAAUCCUAGGAGAGGCACGCAAGCAAGUAAUUUUACAACAAAUGUUCCGAAAAUUCUAGAUCUGAAAUCGUCUUCCGAACAGAUAUUUUUCCAAAAAUUGUCGUUGGGUGCCCCUAACAGCUUUGAUCAAAACAUUCUCAGUUUCUAGAAUAGUUUAUUCUAAACCAUAUAGGAAAAGAUUUAAUAAGAAGUUGAAUUUUUCGCUAUUUCUAAAAAAAUGACUUAUUUUAGGAAAUUUUGCCAUCUAAACAGUUAAUGUAUUAGAAAAAGUAUUACUUUAAUGUUUAUGAGUUUCUCGAAGAAUAAAUUCACGCUUUUGUAGCAAACCUCGGUAACAGAUGUUUCUCUUGGUUUCCGUCCGCCAUGUUGGAACUCAUCCGGGUGAGCACCAGCAUAGUGUCUCCAUACAAAUCUCUAUAAGUUUGGGUAAAACAUUUCUUCGUAUAUCUCGUAUACGAAAUAUUCCUCUGACCUGAACCUUGGCGAGGGUCUUUGUAUAUGUACCUCCUUUCAUUUCCUAGAUUCUGGACUUUAUCUAUUGAACGGUUUUGAUUUUUAUUUUGAUCUAUUUUGAAUGGCGUGACACUGAAAACCAGCAAUUCACACUCGCGCAUUCUAGUCUUAUUUUAAACUUUAUGGCGGAAGGACACCUGUGAGCAGGGAACAAGUCAGCACAGAAUUUGAUUGUCGGCGAAUUUCUGUAAUCGUCCAUCAUUCUGCUACUGCGAAGCUAGCCGUUGUUCACUCGUCUUGCUUGUUUGGGGUUAAGUGCUAUUCCGGUCAAAGAGAGAGAAAGAGUGUCUGGCAAGGUUUCCAAUGAAAGAUUUGUGAACUCGUGUCUGGGAAACUCUCCCAGUGUUUAUUGCGUUGGAGUUACGAGAACGCAACCCCUAAUUUGUGUUGGGUGUUCUGUGCAUUAUUGGGUUCCCUGUUUAAUUAAUAAAGAUUGCAUUUGUCGUCGUCGUCGACUUACGUUUUGCCUCACUUUGACGAACUAACUCACGUGGUGAUCCCUGCGUCCUCAAGCGUUUGCUGAGGUCUUUUAGCUUUCAUCGUUUAAAAGUUUGCUGAAUCUUCUUAAAGCGUACAUAUUUCAAAAGUUUGCUGAAGGUCUACUAUCGAUCUGUGUUUGCUGAAUCUUUCAAAACGUUCAUCUUUCAAAAGUUUCGGCGGCCGUUGUGCCACAAAGUAAAUCUACCGAGAUGUGAAGCUCGCUGUAAGCAGUCCUUACGUUUAAAAUAUGCCAUGAUCAAAUUAAAGCCCGGUUUCCAUAUGAUCGCUACCAUCGCUGUGAUCGCUGCGAUCGCCGAGAAAAAAAAAAUCAGUGAUCGCAACGAUCAUUGCGAUCAUAUGAAACCACUUUCCAGCGGUGGCAGCGACAACAAUCGCUGAGAUGUAAAAAGUUCUAUCUCAGCGAUCGUUGACGCUGCGAUCGCCGGAGAGUGGUUUCCUGAUUGAUCGCUGAAUUUUUUUUUCGCAGUGAUCGCAGCGAUCACAGCGAUCGUAGCGAUCAUAUUGAAACCGGGCUUAAUCUAUCGCAAUAACCAUCCACCCUUCCUCCUCAACUCCUACCUGUACGCCUUACAAACAUAUCGAACGCAAUCUUCUAAGUUCCGAUUACUCCUAGUAUAUACACAGUUAUAUAUACGCACCUUAUAACUUCUUCUGCGCUUAACGAGUGUCGAUAAAAUUUUGGUCCAUAACUUUCACUGAAACAACUGCUCCACAGAAUGUCACUGAUAACACGUAACGCAAAAGAAUGUCGAAGUAUGACUUCACAAUAAAUGUCUAGAAGUUUGCACUCUUCGGUCUUUAUGUCCAGGACACUGCGGCUACCCUUUUUAAUAACCUUCGAUCCUGAUAAUCUUAAACAGAAGUGUGACGAAUUUUAAGCCAUUUAGUUCGCGCAUUUCGUAAAUUCUUAAAGAACCGGGCACAGGCCAGCUUAUCUUAAUUGUAGUUUAAGUUUUAUUCAUACGAUCAUUGUAAACACUUUCUGUUUAAAUCGUUUUUUGGUCUAUUAUUUUUUUCAUAUUAUGUUGUUUAUUGUAAAUAUUUGAUAUAUAUAUAUAUAUAUAUAUAUAUAUAUAUAUACAGGGUUUGCAAAUUUUAUUGAUGAGUGGAGUCAGGGUGACUUCUGCUUCACAAAUUUUGGAGUCAUUUUGGAAUAUUUGGAGUCAAGUAUCACAACGGAAAAAGCAGUUUUAUUUAAUAUUCCUUAACAAGUUUCUCACACUAUUACACUGUUAUAGUGUCUAGUGGCUUGGUGCAUUACAUAUUAAAUUAAUAAUGUAACAAACAACAACAUGUGAGAAUGUCAAAAACUAGCAUUUCUGAUGUUCAGAAGUAAAAUUCAAAAUGAAUGGUCCCUUAUCUUCCUCUACAUGCUUGCUGCCACCUGUGCACACAGGCGGCAGCAAAGUCAUCCAGUUGGGGAGGGCCAUUUGCUUCAAUGCGUGUAAGAUGCUCAAUAGUAGCAUUACUCAACCGGUUUCGUAGUUUGGUUUUCUGUCGAUUUUGGGUGCUGAAUGCCCUCUCACAAUCUGCAUUCGUGACUGGAAUAACCAAAGCUAUUGCUGCAAGCCUAGCAAAAUUAGGAUACAGAUCUUGAUGUUCAGUCAUCAGAAGCUUAGACAUUUCUUUAAGGGAGAGAUGCCUGUAGUUUAGUGCCAUCAGCUGGCGCAAUUGUCCCCAUUCAAACCUAGUUGCUUGUUCAUCAAUAACAGCAGGGACUGGACCAUUCCUGCCAUUUCUUUCCUUUCCAUAGUGGUCCAGCAGCACUUGUAGCUCUUGAUUGCCAUAGAAUGCUGGAUUUGCAGGGCACCUUUUAGGGUUCAAGAUGCCAAGGGCAUCCAAAACGGUCAUAGAAUCAGCUGGGAACCUGUCAUCAAUGUUAUCUACAACUUCCUCAAUGAAUCUCUCUUUUGUUUGGAAGAACGCAGUAUAUCCAGCUGCAGUAACCUUUAUGGCCACAUCCCUGUACUGAAUGUCUACUCUACCAUCAUCUUCAAGUUUUUGUUCAUCAAUUAAGUUGAGGAAUUCUGCAAGCCGUGCACUGGGUACCCUCUGCAUGUCAUUUAAACUUGAUUUGGUUGCUUCGACAAGAGGAUGAAUCAUGGACAAAUCUAGGCUUUGUGCUUGAAAUGACUUGCUCAGUUUAGAAAUGACUUGGAGGAGAUCAUGCAGAAGGGCUGUGAUCGCAACAAACUCAAAUCUUGUUAUUUGAUUGUGCAAUCCCUUCACCUUAGCUGAAUCAGCUGGUGAAACUCCCUCAGCCUCUCCCGAGGCCUGGUCUUCCAGUGUGAGAACCAACGAGUGCCAGAUCCUUGAUACUAUUUCCACAGAGGAGUGAAGACUCAGCCACCUUGUGUAGAUAGGCUCCCGAAGUUGUAGUUCAGGUUCCCCCAGGGUUUGUUCCAUUUCUCUUAAUUUAUUAUAUCUGACUGCAGAGUUGGAAAAGUAGUUAUAGACUGCCAAUAUUUUGUCCUUGUAAUUGGAAACAGGAUAUAUAUAUAUAUAUAUUAUAUUUUUAGUUAUAAGGAACAGAUGGCAUGAAGAGCCACAAUGUGGAAACCCUGUUAUUAAACCGAUUACUUACUUACUUACUUCUUUUUACUUUUAAUAUCUUUUUGUAGUAAACAAGUUAACUUCAUUAAAACUGUACAAACAACAACAAACUUUACUAAUAAACAGAUUAUAUUAUAGAAGCAUUUCCCGCAGCUAGCAAGGCUAUUCGUGGCGGGACAAUGCGUGAAAAAUAUGAAAUUAAGACUAAGGCUAACUAAGGAAAGUUUCAGGUUACAAAUAGAUGAAAUAAAAAUCGUAAUAUAGAUGAAGACUAGAUAACACGAUAAAGAAGAAAGAAUUAAAUAAAUAAAUUGUAAAAAGAAGAAACUACUGGCUAAUAUGCAAGAAUUUAUUUUUCGACAUUUUUGGCUAAUUUUACCUUUUUAAUUAAGGUGGGCGUAUCAAUAUAGACCUAUUCUGAAUUUAAAAUGUCAAAAAGUAACUUGCGGAGUGUUUUUUGGAAUUUAUUCUUCGGGAGAUGUCGGAUGUGACAGGUUAUUUCAUUCCACAGCUUUGCUCCAAAGCGAAAUAAAGACAGUUUAUAUGAUUCUAGAUCGGAACUGUGAACAUAAAAAUUUCCUGAAGCCGAUGCUCUUGCAUUGGUAAGAGUGGCAAGUACUUGUUUUUUUCUUUAAAUAGAUUUAGAAUGCCAGAAGGUGCCUCAUUGUUAUGGACAUCAUGCAUAAAAUUAGAUAUAGUCUGAUAAUAUAAAAAAUUCAAGGGUAAAACGUUGGCGUCAAUGAAGUGAGGUAUUGUGUGUUCGCGUCUGUCCGAGAAGUCUAUUAUCCGAAGAGCUCUUUUUUGUAGCAAUACGGUUUUCUUGAAUUGUUCCUAUUUAUAUUCACGACUAAAAGACGGGAAUGAGUGUGCAGCUCGAACUAUGGAGCCUGAGUGUUUAAUGCCGUCCAAAUAACAUACAAAGUUCAACAUCAUAACUAAAGAAUGGUACACAAAUAUUCCUAAAUAAAGUCACUCAGGCUAAACUAUUCACGUGCGCCGCCUGAUACGAAAACCCAAAAACCCAAUGGGAAAAAAUUGAGAACGUAUUCCCCAACCGAUGCGGUCGCACAACCUCUGGGGGUUAAAGGUAAAAAAUCAAUUGAUAGAUGAAUAAAGUAAGAUAUAAAAAUAAAAGUUGAUAGUUCGAGAGCUGAGAUGAAUACAUAACAACUGUCAAAACCUUAUAUACCUAAUAACAAUAGAGUCAAUUAACGCCAUAGCGGCUCACGUGCGUUAAUACCAAUAGGAAAGUACAUUCUCUGUCACUGCCACUACGUUUAGCUCCGCCGAAUGUAAAUACAUAGAUGUGUCUUUGCUGCUUGGCCUUAAGCAGCAAGUCGAUAUGUAAUAUACGGGUAAAUAAGUGAUUUAUAAAUUUUAAGAAGAAUUUGCCGGGGUACAAAAUGACCCAAUUUCGCAAGUAAGCCAGCCGUUUUGCUGAUUAUCAAUAUGAUGUUUCCAGGUAAUAGAUAAGUUUUUUAUUAAUCAAAAUGCCAAGAUAUUUAAUAUUUUUCUUGGAUUCAAGAGUAGCAUAUUCAUUUUUCCCGUCAUCAAAUAAACAUAUAUUAGGCUGAUAAUUAGGCUUUUUUCCUUUAGGAUGAAAGAUUACAGAAUUGCAUUUACUAAAAAAUAUUAAGAGUCAGCUUAUUAGAUGUUAACCAGUCGUAGAGUUUGCCCAAUUCAGUAUUGACAACCGUUUUAAGAACUUUCAAUUUUUUUCAGCAAAAAAUUAUAUUGGUAUCGUCAGCGAAGAGAUAGAAUUUAAGUUUAGUAGAACACUAGUGGAAAUCAUUAACAUACAGAAAAAAGAGAAGAAAGCCUAAAACGGAAACUUGAGGAACUCCAAAGCUGAUUGUGGCUUUAUUUGAUCUGUGUCGCGUUCCCACGGGUGGAGUUCGCAGUGUUCAACCUGACGCUCCGCGAUUGAUUAAGGUUCGUUUAUUGUAAAAUCGUAGAAGCAUAUUGUGAGAAGUUAUUGUUCCUCCAAGCGUAGAAAAGAAAAGAACGACAAAAUAGCAAAAAUUGAAAUGAAAUAACUCCGUAAAAAAAUUGCGUGUAUUCUCCGAUGAGAUCUGGUAAAACUCUGAGGCUAGUCAACUGUGAUAAUAAUGAUAAAUGUCAAAACUGGUAAAAAAAACUUAGCGAAUUAACCAGAAAGCAACGAGCGUAACGCAAUGUAUGGAUUCACAACUUAUGUGAUCAGCAAUUUGAGUGGUUAGGGUGCGGUUUUUGAGGUAUGAGGAAAACCAUUGGUUGGCUAAUCCACGAAAGCGGUAGAAGUUGAGUUUAUCCGAAGUAGAAUAUUGUGAUCAGUGGUGUCAAAAGCUUUAUUGAGGUCAAUAAACACACCACAAGAGUAUAGACCUUGAUUCAUAUUGGCCUGGAUUGCAUUAACGAUGUCUUAUAUAGCAUGUUGAGUAGAAUGUCCUUUGCGAAAGCCACACUGGGAAGAGAAAGUUGAAUUGUGUUUCUCAAUUGUAUUCAUCAUUCUAGUAUACAUAAGCCUUUUAAAUAUUCUGUUGAAGUUUGACAAUAAAGACAUAGGUCUAUAAUUAUUUGGGUCCUUCUCGUGAUCAGAUUUAAAAACAGGCACAGUUUUGGACAAUUUCAAUUUUGUAGGGUAUCUCCCUAGGCUGAUAGAAAUAAUAAAUAGUUCCGAAAGAACAAGGGCUAUGAUGCCAAUUCAGCAUUUUAGUAGCUUUGUCGGAGAGGAGUAUAAACCGUGUGAUGUUUUACUAGGCAGAGGUAAUAUCUCAGUCUUCGGGCAAUCAUAUGUUAUUGGUUGAAAAAGCGAAGAUGGUAUUGGAGACAUAGUUUUGUUAACAAAGUCGAGAUAAUGGUAGUCUUUACACUAGAGCCUAAAUAAGCUAACAAAUAUUUCAAGACAAGUAAAUUUUAAAUUCUUCAAGUAAAAAAAAGCUUCACACACAACCUAUCUUUUUUGCUUCAGGUUUACUUAAGCAUAUUUUCCCACACAACAUAAUUAAGAUUGAUUGACAUGCUUCGCCUUUCUCAAAGCUUAGAAACCCCAAGUUCGCUAAGUCGGUUUCAAGGAUGGUUUUCAAGUCACUUGAAACUUUCUUGAAUCGUUUCAACUUUCCGACUUUAAUGAGAUGCAAAGUAAAAUUACUUGAGAUUUUAUUUAGGCCUUCACUCGUAUUUUUUGGUUAAGUAAAACUUAGCAGCUCUUAAGUCUUACUUAACAGCCUAGUGUAAAGACAACCAAUGUUGUUGGAAAGAAGGAAUCUUACUUGCGUGUUUACUCCCAACAGACGCAAAAUGUUUAUCGGCAAUAUUAGGAAUAUGUGAAAAAUCCUUGACUAGUUUAUUCUUACAGAUAGGGUCCUUAAUUGCAAUAACAGUGUUGAGCUUUUUCUUACGGCGAAACGAUACCUCAUUAAUACCUGUCCACGUUUUUUUAUUAUUUGACAUGUUGGCUUCAAAGUAAUCACUGUAAUACUUCUUGCUGAUACGUAUUAGACUUGAAAUUUUAUAUUGUCAUUAGAGGUUGUGAUUUUUGUCUCAUAGACUCUAACAAACGUUAAAAUGAAAGUCAAGGUCAUCUAAGAAAGUUAAAAGAUUCUCGAAUUUACAGUUUAAACUAACAAUGUUGUUGUCAAAAGGGAAAAACUGGUUUCAACUUCAUUCUUUGAAAACUUGUCAAAUGAUUUCUUGAAGCUAUGUGGUGUGAAAUACAGAGAAUAAAUCUGUUGAUUAGGAAGGCUGUGGUAGACAUUGAGAUCUGUGUUGAAGUCAGAAUUUAAUUUGAAUAGCUUGAAUUAAAUUGUGUACGCUGGAUAACUUACCUAAUAGUAAAUUUCUCCUAGAUAGUGAGGAGCAAGCAACUGAGUUGUUAGAUGGCCAAGAUGCAAAGCUAAAUUGCCAGUAUAAUUAUAAUAGGGUAGCUCGUUAAUUACAGUUUUACCGUAUUUCUCUAUUGAUUUAUUUCUUGGUGCCUUCAUUUAGUAAAAGUAUAAUGAGAUUAAAUUUAAACUCAGCUUUUUAUUAAUCUUCAUUACUGAUUUCUUGCAAAUCCAUGAUAGAUUUCAAUGUUACAACCACUGAACUUCUCGGAUUUUCUGAGGUAGACAACUCCAUUUUUUGCCUGGCAGAAUUUAAAAGUAUUGUCUCUUUUAAACCUGUUACUCUCGUAGAGUAGUUCCUGGAGUUAAAUGGUUUAAACACAAAGUGAGUGACGUCCACGCUACCUGGAAAAUCCAGUUCUGCUGCCGCUAUGCUCGACGCUUCAUUUCUUUUAGCUAUGGCCCUUUUCCUUGGCAAUCUUUCGAACGAAUUUACAUACCACAACAUUCGGUCUGUUAGAAGCAGUGCGAAAAGGAACCCGAUAUCAUUUACACUAACAUUCUCGACCCCCACGACAGAAAAAAGUUUCAGACAGAGAUGUGUUGUUUGCUCGGAGGUUUCGUUCUCUGCUACGGUCGGCAAUCCAACGAUUUUAACGUUGUAUUGUUAACUAUGAUCUUCAAAGGCGUUAAGAGGUUUCGUAAUGCGUUCGCACUUUAUGGACAUCUUAUUAACUCUCUUUGUCAGCUGCUGGAUUUGUUUAGUGACAGCAGUUUAAGAAGAAGUAAAGUCGUCCAACUGAUCAGAUAUUCUACAAAAUGUUCUUUGCCUGGUGACAUUUCCCUCGUCUUCUUCUGCCCAGUUUGCUGCUGCGCUUGCGACAUGUCGUCAGUGAUUUUCUUCAAUUGAUUCUGUAGAUCUUGAAUUUCUUUUCGUAACACUUGGUUUUCCUUCCUUAGUUUCCUUAGUUUUUCCGGCUAGCUUUCAUUUUAAAAGACAAUGUAAAUUUUGUUUUUAACCUUUCGAAUCAUCAUAAUCUUUAUCAUCACCAUCACCAUCGCCAUCACCAUCAUCAACACCAGCAGCACCAUCACCAUCGCCAUCACCAUCAUCAACACCAGCAGCACCAUCUUCAACAACAUGACCAUCAUCAGCAGCUUCAGCUUCAGCAUCAGCAUCAUCAGCAGCAGCUUCAGCAUCAGAAUCAUCAUCAACAUCAGCAUCAGAACCAUCAUCAACAUUAACAUCAGCAGCAUCAGUAUCAGCUUCAGCACUGGCAUCAUCAACAACAUCAUCAGCAUCAGAACCAUCACCAUGAUCAUCAUUAUCAUCAACAUCAACAACAUCAUCGUCAUCAGCUUCAGAACCAUCAUCAUGAUCAUCAUUUUCAUUAACAUCAACAUCAUUAUCAGCAGUAGAAGCAUCAGUUUCAUCAUCAUCAUUAUCAUCAUUAACAUCGUCAUCAACACCAUCUUUAUUAUUAUAUGAGAAGUUCGCACAGAGCUCGAUCUAUUCUUAGGAAGAAACUACUCGGGCCACAAAUGUAAUAAUUUACCGGCAAAAAUGCAGUAAAGCCUUCAAAUGCAAUGAAAACCGUACUUACCUAAAAUCAUGUCGCCCUCGAACAAGCGUCGCCCUCGCCGCACAAGAAAGUCGAAAGUGCCUCGUAGCCGCAUUUCCCAGUAACAUUUGGGUACUUAAUAAGAAAGGGGAAUUAAUACGCCUCUCUUUUCCAGGUCAUUGAAGUGUAUCAGAAAGUCCUUGUUGAAAAUAAUGACCUUAAAAGAAAGAUGGGCGUGUCUUCUAAACAUGAAAAUCUCUCUCAUAAGUCAUUUUUUAGAGACUUUAAUUCUAUUUUCCAUAUCUUUGGUGCUCAGUUUAAAAACGACUUGUCUGAUUUCCUUUAAAUAAAAACAUUUUUAUAACCCGCUUGACAUCGACAAGUUAUCAACUUACAUAAGAGUAAAUUGAUAAGUAGCUAGAGUGCGUAAUGGAGACGUGUGAAAUUAGGGUAUAUUUUCACAAGUGUGGCAUUUGAUUACCUAUUAAUAUCAUGGGUGAUGAAUUACGUUCGCAAUCGUGAAAUUUUGUCAUGUUAAUCCUGAUUUAUCGUGUGGAUCAAGAAAUCCACACACGCAAAAGUUCACAGUUCAAAUUUGGCUUAAGUUCAGAAUUUUCAGACUUUUUCGAAAAAAUACCUGUUAGAAUAUCCUUUAAUGUGCUCUUUCGUGUGUUUAGGUUUUCUAAAGCGUCUUAAAAUGCCCUGGCAUCUUCACUGAUUUUAUAACAGUUUAAAACUUUGUCGCCAUCUUGGCACUGAGGCGUACGGAAGGUUGCCAUGGCAAUUUUGUUAUUUUACAUGUGAAAUUAUAAUACUAAUUAACGCUGAAUUUUCGCGCCAAAAUUAAGAAGUAAUUUAUCGCCCAUGAUAUUAUGAAUAGAAACAAGUACAAAUUUCUUCUUUAAGUUUAUUCUUCCAAGAGAUAUGCAUUGCUGCUUGCCAUUUGCCUUGUAUUACUAGCUUGUCGUUAUGAAAAAUACACCGGCCUGUGAGAACCCCUGUUCAUUGCCUAAGAAAUGUGGCGCAAAAACCUAUCUGAUGUGUCGACCCGUUUUAAAGAACAACGCAGUGUAGCCGAAAUCCCCGUUUUUAUGUGUAAACAAAAGCUCCAUCUUUAUUCGAUAUGGAUUCUGACUUCACUAACAAGAGACAUACAAAGUGAAAAGUUUAUUUAGGAUGCUUCAGUCAGCCAUCCGAUACCAUUGGGUGUAUCCAAGUUAAGUUACACCAAUGCCAUAGCUGUAGCAAAACACUAUCAUAUGUUCUAGGCUAGAACAUGUGACACGCCAGAUACGAAAGAACCACUAAAAACCACCCUUGAGAGGUGGUCAGAAAAUCUGUGAAAACAUAUUCCUCUACUAAUGCAGUGGUACGGAACCCCGGGGAAAGGGCUGAAGCCAAAACAUAGAAGGCGAAAUACUUUAUUACAAUAUAGGCCAGUCCAAAAAGAACUAAUUCCAAAGGAGCGCAGGAUCAAAUGCCUAAAUGCCUAAACCAGUACCCAAACACAGUUAUUCCGAAUUCGAAAGAAUAUGAGAUCCACUGGAAAAUAAACUUUACUAAACUAGCAGUAACCGUCGGUUAGGAAGUGCUGGCGAACAUGUGGGUUUACCUUGGAGAUACGAUUGAUGAAAACCCGGCUUUCAUAUCAGAGAAGGCCCUUCUAGUUCCAGUCAACAAAAGGAACCUCGCCAGAUGGUGAACGUGGAAAAUGGAUUGAACAACACAGUAAACGCGAGUCAUAUUUAUUUAAUUCAACGAUUUUAUUCACAGUUGCUUGGACACAAUAAUCAGCCUGUGAAUGGCGAGAAGCGAGGAGAGAAUACAAACACCAGCGCACUUCUUAACCGUGCCGUCAGAAUAUUAGUUUCUUACUAAUUCGCUCCCAUGUCUCUCAAACGUCAGAUAUUAACUUUCUUGAGUCGGCACAUCAGCUGUCUUGAUUAGUGCAGCAAAGGGUUAAGGGAGUGGAUUCAUUUUUAGCCUGAUUGGCGUUUAGCCGUUGCAUUGUUCAUUGGAAGUUUUUGUUGUUGUUGUUGUUUUUUUUUUUUUCAACUUCAAGUAUCAAUAGGCCAUUUCAUGGUUCGUAAAACUAUCAGUUUCAAAGUGAAGUUUUGAGAGCAAAAACUUUCUUGUGAAAUCUGAUAAUAUUUAUUAGCAUGAGAGGGCGAAUGCGACGACUGCUAUACGAGUUUGCUGCGAAUGAAUUCACACUAAAACAGUUCUCACCCUCACUGCCGUUGCAGCUAGCGCCACGUUUACAAUACGAGGCCGGUUACUUGAGGAAAUUGUCUUUUUUCAGUUCCUGAAAUCCGUGUGAAGCCAAAUGCCAAUGGUUCUUUUUAUGCUAUCGAAAAGUCAGAUGUAAAGUUUUCCUGUAACAUUCGACGAAAAGGUCGAGAAGUGUACCAAGUGCACUGGGAGAAGGACAAUAAAACACUCCGAGCAGCCGACCAUAAACAAGUGACUAUCGAGCGGCGAUGGUUAAAGAUAAAGAAUGUCAAGAGAGACGACGCUGGUCUUUACUCGUGUAUUGUUCUGAACAAGUGUGGAGGGUGGAACGUUGUUCACAUUCGCCUGUAUAUCCGAGAAUGUAAGUACAGUAUGUUGUGUACCUCAAAACCCUAUUCAAACCGUUGGUGGGGGAGCGCUUUAGAGGACACCCUCGCUUAAAUUUGAAUAACUUCAAAACCGUUCAAGUUAUGACCGCCAAACUCAGUGAGUUUUCCUCAAAUUUAUCUGAGAACAUUUUAAAGUCGUCGUGACGUAUACGUCAAAAUUGAUGUUAACAUAGCAACCGAAUUUUGACAGCCUAUUUUUCAAAAUCUGCUUUUCUCUUUAAAAAAUAUAUAUACACAUAUCAAAUUUUCUGUCAGGAUAACCUCUAUUUUUGCGGAUUUUGAGGAAAGUUCCAGUUAUUUCUUUUAUUACAAAUAUCGGCAUCAUGAUAUUUUUGCUAAUAAUGUGUUAGCUAACUUCUUACUUUUAUCAGCCACCUUAUCAUGAAGUAUUUUUCCUCUUGGUGGGGUGGGGAAUGACAGGGUAUUCUUGUUGUUCUCAUUAUUCAGUCCAGGUUAUCAGGGCAUAUUUAUGUCAAUCAGGUGAGCCAGCUUACUUUACAGUGUGACUACUGUAACCCGGGCACUUAGGCACUUAGGCAAUACAUUUCAAGAAUGUUGGUUGUGGGCCAAUUAGCAGCUCGUAAAAAACAAUAAGUUACUCCAAGAAAUAUUCAUAGCAAACGUUUUUCAAGAAAGCAAACUGUUUUCCCCAGACAAUGUUUUUCUAUUCGUAAAUUUACUAUUUUAGGGGGGACUGGUUAAAAUUUGGGGGAAAUGAUGUUGAUUUGGAAAGGAAAUAUAUGAGGGUAGAAUAGGCAUACACAUAAACCAGUUAGUCCGCUAAUGGGAUCAGAGGCAACUUGUUGAGGUGGCGGACUAUCUGGUAAUUGUCUGCUACUAAUUAUUUACUUCAUAUUUCAAUUUUUAACAACCCCCAAAUCCAAUAUCUUCCCUUUUUCUCGAAAUUUCAAACAUUCCCCCUCUAUUCUAAAUCUUAGACAUUAAAAACAUUCGACAAAUCAUCCAAAUAUUCACAAAUAAUUAUUGAACUAAGGUCUGUAACUUAAUUGAGUCACUUUUUGAUUGAAUUAAAUCUUGGCUAGAUAUUUAAUGUUAAGAGAAAGGGUAAAAAUCAACCAAAAAUAACGCUUUUAACCAGACUGCGCCCCCCCCCCCAGCACUUAGAAUACAUUACUUGUUUGACACAAGCUGUUAUUUAGUGAUCUACCCGCAAUUUCUUCCCUACCAUUGCCGCGCUUUAAAAUAACAUGCGACGUCAAGCCAAAAUUAUUAGUAACGUUUACGCUUUUCGCCUCCCUCAUCACUCUAACGGACCUCUCAGGAGACACCGGCUUUGUUCGGCGCGUUCAAAAGUUCUUCUUGUCUGUAGGUUGUGACUGGUUGAUUUCGAUCCAUGUUGUUUAUUUCGUUUUCUGGUAAUUAUGGCUGACAACUAACUUUCUCGGAAUGUAUUGCUAUUUUCCUGUAAUCCAAUUGGUCAACUUUGUCUAAGUGGCCCCGGUUAUAGUAGUCGCAGGUCGCUUUCCAUUCAACAAAAAUUCCGGUUUGAAAUUUCGGAAAUUCCGCUUGCCCGAUGGAACGGUACAUUCCGGUCGCAAAGACCCGAACCAAGAAGCCACCGAGCGUUUGGUUAUUGUUCUUGUCAACAGGAUGCCACAGAGCGGUACAGGGGACAACAAUUUUGUCAAAUGGAAAGGGACAUUUCGGUCCGACCGACCGAAAUGACCAGAAAGGUCAAAGAGGUUCACCUUCAAAGCUGGUCCCCAAUAUUCCGGUCGAACCAAACCGAAAUGUCCGGAAUUUUGGGUUGAAUGGAAAGCCCCCGCACUGUAAGUUUUGGCUUAGCUUAUGCCUCAUUGGCAUAUACUUUUUGUGACUCACUGUUGGGAAGGCAUGAUGAAUACCGAUAAACCUUAAAUGAAAUAUGACAUUUGAACUCGUAUAUGCCACACUGUUGGCAAAGACGAGGCAAAGCCUACGAUCUCUCCUCUUCCCCGCAGCCAUAUAUACAGGUGGGAAUCUAUUAGCUCUCAGACGCAAGCAACUCUCGGUAUUUUUGGUACGUUGUAAUUUGUCCAACAAAAUGUUGGAGUUGUUGUUGUUGUAAUUACAAUACAGACGAGAUCUUGCGUUGCCCGCUGCUUUCCGCGGUUUUUGUAUUGUGAUGGCAGUUUUGUCAGUCGCUUUUGACUCUUUGAAAUUGUUUUAAAGUUUCUGACUAUGAUUAUUCUUUUUUGUUUGAUUGUUGUUGUUGUUUAAAGUGCUGCCUACACCUACAGUGAACAGAAAUUUAACAUCAGGUAAGAAUAGCAACGAGUAGGGCACUUCCUUAUAGCUUAACAAGCAGGCAAUGGUUUUUCUUUUAACACAAACACCAUUCGCUUUCUUCUUAUAGCGGCCCCGAGGUUUACUCUGUCAAAACUCAAUCUACAAAGAACACUGUUAGCCCUACCGGUCGGUAACUCAGUAAAACUUGACUGUUCCGCGAAAGGAUAUCCUCACCCCACGAUAGCAUGGUACAAGAACGGAAAACCCUUUAACGAGAGAAGAGGACGUUUGCUAUACUUGGAUGGAAAGUAUGUGUUCCGUUUAAAAGACGUGGUACCGUCAGAUACUGGAACAUACACCUGUAACAUCAGUAACCAUCUUGGAUGGAUCAACCAUUCAUACUAUGUUGACGUGCAUGGUAAGGUGUUGCUUUGACUCACAUGAUCUACAGCCACAACCCCUCUUAUCAAGAGCUUCAUUGCUUGGGGAGGGAGAGGUAGGGGAGGCGAGAGAGGAAAGGGCGGGAGUUGGGAGUUCUAUAAGUAUGGGAAGCAGGAGAAAUAGGAAGGAACUAUGCAGUAAUGCUUUAUAUUUUUUAAUCGAAAAAAACGGCUAAAGGGAGGAAGCUAAAAAGGCGGUUGAAGCCGGGAAUGCAAGGUAAGAGAGAAGGGAGCAUUUGACAUGACUCCCCUGCCCGCAGGAGAGGGCAGGAGAGUCAUACUCUAGCAGUUAUGGUAGAAGGAGAUGAAAGUAGCCGGCCAAGGAUGGCUAACUAGCAGGCCGUUUUGGCCGGCUACCGGCCCUUAUUAACAGCCCUGUGUAUGCUAGCGACCUCAACACUAAUAUAUAGAUUUAGCCAGGGAUAAAAGCGAAGCUCUCGAUAAUUUUAUAUUUUGCUCAAACAAAAUAUAAAAUCGUGUAAUGUUAAGCGGCGAAGGCAACGCCGGAGAACGGUGAAAAACAACAAUAUGUCUAAUUAGCAAAAAAGCAACUUUGCUCGUGCAGCACGCUUUUUUUGUACAUUUCUUUGCCGUUGUUUUGCACGACCACAACGUUAAACUUCCCGGCAGAAACUUCUUAGUUACACGUUUUAUGGAGAAAAUGUCAUACUUUUUCUCGUUCCCCUUUAUAAUAAAGUUCUUACUUACUUACUUACUUACUUACUUACUUACUUACUUACUUACUUACUUACUUACUCAAAAACAAUCUAAAAUUAACACUUCAAAGCUGAAGAAAUUCGAUUUUGUGAAAAAAGUGCUUUUGUCUGCAAAAUGACUUCACUUUUACAUGAUUGUGUAACUCAGUUUCACAAACAUUUACAGUCCAUGGCGAACUGGAAGAAAAAAAUGGCCGUUUCAUUUUGGACACUCCUUCAGUCGAGUCUAUUGUGCAUAUAUAUGCAUGAAGUCCUUCAGCUUGUCAUUACUUAAACGAUACUCUCAUAGUAUGACCAUCUUUUUUUUCUCUUUCGUACACAUAGAACUAGUCCGUGCCAAGCCAGUUGUCAUUCCGAUGAUAAACGCAACUGCUUUUGUUGGCGGAAGUGCCACGUUGCUUUGCAGGGUAUAUAGUGAUACUAUGCCUCAUUUCCAUUGGCUACGAUGGUUUCCAAUGCAUUCCAACAGCUCUGGUAACAGCACUGAAGGCAGCAAAUUUCAUUAUGAAGUCAUAAAACAGAACCAGCAAACUUCCAUUAAUUGGCUUAGCACUAGCAAUAGCAAGCCUGGUUUCCAUGAAGUCCCUUUGACUUUGGAUAACGUUACAAAGAAAAGUGAAGGAAAGUACACUUGCUUUGUGGGAAAUGUAUUUGGUUAUGCUGUGGGGAACGCUUACAUAAUAGUUCACGAAAUGAUCGGUAAGUGGUUCCCCAUAAUCGUAAUUAUAAAAAAAAAGCGGUCAAACAAGCGAAACUUAAUCUAUCUAAUCCUUCCCCAGCAGCAAUUCAACGCCCAACGGGACAGUAGCUCGGUCGAAUGAAUUUAGUAAUGAAUUCUUACUAUAGCUCUUUUAAAGAACGCUCUAACUAUAUGCUAUUUUCUUCUCAGUAUACAUUCAUACGGCCCAGGAGCCUACGAUGGGCUCCUAUACGGCCUGAGCCUCGAGAUUAUCUCUUGGCAAAGCAAGGCCUAAAGCAUAAUCAUUUUAUUUUAAAAAUGAGUAUUAAAAUUUACUUGUGAACAGACAGAUAUUUUCAGGGAGUGUAAGACAGAAUUUUCACACUCGUCAAUGACACCCUUUUGCCAUGGUUACGAGAUAGCCGUUAUUGGUGACAUGAGGUCUAGUCACAGAGCUAUUUUUCAGCAAAAAGUGAAUUUUUCGUACUUCUCUGCACAAAAAUUGCAUUGAAAACAGAAGCAAAAUCACUGAGAUUAAGUUAUUUAUCUUACAUCUAGUAAACCAUACAUAGUCAUCAGUUAGCCUGGGAAAACAGGUUUGCUCGCGAAAUUACGUCGGAGAAACGAGCACAGAAAUUCCACACUUGUGAUGCAGGGGCGGAUCUAGGGGGAGGGUGCAGGGGGUGCCCCCCCCCUUGAGAUGACCUGCGGUUUUCUAACACAACUGGUAUUCUGCCAAAAAAAACACUAUAUGGUUUGUUGAUGUUGAAGUAGAGCAAGAGACGAGUACACCCCCUCCUAAAAAAAAUCCUGGAUCCGCCCCUGUGACGUAUCACUACCUACACAGAUCUGUGUAGUGGCGCUUCUGAUUAGUUGAAGAAAAUUUUCCCCGCGCAUGACCAAUCAAAAGCAACACCCAAUUCUGGCUAAUGAUACGUCAUCAGUAUGGAAUUUCCACAGAUAUUUCUGUUCCUCAGACGGCAUUUCUCAAGUACACAAACGGUGGCGUCGCGAAGUUAGUGGAGUGAUUUCAGUUUUACUGGCGAAAGAAGGAUUGAAACUAUCCACCAGUACUACUACUACUCAUGAUUUACAGGUUUUCUAGCAGCUCUUCUUCCGACAACGUUUGUUUGAAAAAGCUGUAGCCAACGAAGAAAUACUUCUACGUCAGGGUGCAAAUUUACGAAACCCAACACAAGGGUGGAUUUCCACUGUCGCGAACAUUUCUACGUACGUAUGCGCGUAAAUAAAAUAGAGGCAAUGUAUGAAAGGUCACUCAACUUUUACAUUUAAGCGCGACCUUUAAUACAUUGCCUCUAUUUUAUUUACGCUGGUAAAAAUUACGCGGCAGUGGAAAUUUACCUUUAUCGUCUAACGUCAUAGUCUUCGGCUAAUGUUGCCCGUUCAGAAGUUAGUGAUUUUUAUUGUUUGAUGAGAGCAAGAGCGCUGUUGGAAGCUGUUGGAGGAACAGAUCCAGUUUUCUAGCAGUAACGUCAACCUCUAAGGUUCUGAACCUUAAAGGUCCUCUUAAUAGGGAAGUUCCAUUGUAAUCUACCCAACUCUCGUUAGUCUACACCAAAUUAAUUAGUUGAGGAUCUUUUUCAAUAUCCCAACAUCUCUCCCUUCUUUUAUAUCGGUAUAGUUUAUAAUGAUGAUAAUAAUGAUAAUAAUAAUUUAAGUAAUAAUAAUAAUAAUUUUUUUGAUAACAAUGAUAACUAUUAAAAUCUUAUUUACAAUUAAUUCACUUAAAAUAAACUAUUUCGUCAAAAGACUAUUUACAAUUCCUUUCGUUAGAAAAACACAGUUUUGAUAAGAAAAAAAUUGAUCACAUUAUUAAAACAAAAAUUAUUCAAAUUAAGAACAUUUCAUUUCAAUUAAAACAACUCAUUUCGAUUAAAAAAAGAAGAAACUAUUUUCAAGGUCAAUUGCAUUCUUACUAAGACAAUCACUUAAAAAAAUCACAAAAAAAGGGGAAAAUUAGAUAGCGUUCACAAUGUGUUAAUGACGAAUAUUUGCCAUUUAAAAGUAAGGAAACACAUCACUAGUCCGAUUAAAUGGCUCCUUCAACAACUUCGACGUCAAUAAUAAUAAUAAUAAUAAUAAUAAUGAUAAUGAUAAUAAUGAUAAUGAUGAUGAUGAGGAUGAUGAUGAUGAUGAUGAUAUUAAUGAUGAUGAUGAUAACCCAUUAAACACAGCUUCUGGAUGGCUUGCUGGAGUCUCCCUUAAACAUUAAGUCAUUGCCCGUGACCUUAGGUGUCUAAGACUUUGCGAAGGAUUCUGGCUAUACCCAGUAAUUAAGCACGCUCUCUGCAAUGAUUCUGAUGAUCCUUUCGAGACAGUUUCUAUUGCAGUUAUUAUUGGGCCAAUUAUGACUGGCACCAUAGUUACUCUGCGCAAUUUCAAGAUCCGUUUCAACUCCCGCUUAAGGCCGGUCUUAUUAUUAUUAUUAUUAUUAUUAUUAUUCAUUACUAUUAUUAUUAUUUAUGACCGGAUAAGCUAGGCCAUUAGCUAGUCCAUGCUACAAAUUAGAUCAAUACAUAAUGCGUGAGGGCACUAAGAAAUUGUUUGUUUUCCAUGCAGUCGAAAUUCUUAGCGAAGACGGAAGUACCUCCACGACCUCAGCAACAAUUCCGUCUCUAAAUGGUAAGAAUAGGUUAAAUUCAAUGAGAUAUUUAGUAACACUGUGAGUGAAUUUUUGUCUAUUUGCAAUGUCAUCACAACUUCUGCGGCACCAAGGAAACGUUAUGCCAGUGCGAGUUCGUAAUAUACCCGAUGGGAAUUGGGAUGGAAAUUGCCGUCAGAUUUAAAUUAAAGUAAAGCAAAAACUGUGAAUAGUUACUCAUGCAUUUUUGCAUUUGCCAAAGAAUUAUUACUUGUGCAGUCAAAAAUUGUCACAGAAAUGAUUCAGUAGUGCUGUUUGCGUAGUUCAUUCUUCACUCUUGGCUUUAAUUUCCUCGGUCCAUAUUGAAAGUACUUGUGGAGCUGAGGUCUAGAAAGAUCUAAGUCCUCAAGGCGAUCGCGAGUUUCUGUAAAAUCUUUCUGCAAAUUACUGACGUAAAUUCCCUUCCAACUAUAAGCUAGCCCAAUCGAUUUUGAGACGCAAAUUUCCCCCGCAGUAUAAGUCUAGCCGAUUUUGAAACACAAAUUUCCCUCCGUAUUGAAGCCCCUCCGAAUAUAAGACUCUCCAAAAAUAAGCCUCUCAAAAGGGCCUUUGAAAAAUAUAUGCCCCGGGGCUUAUUUACGGAAUUUUACGGUAUGUCAAACUUAAUUGAUUCAAACGUCGAUUGGGGAUUAGGUCCGGUACAUGAAAAGAUCGAAGUUUGAACUGGGCUUAACGAACUCGGCACAAUUGCCUCCUCCCCUGUUGGCUUGAUUAGUUCAAUGGAUAGAGCGUUGCGUCCGGUCAUCGCAAAGCAGUGGCGGAUCCAAAGGAGGGGCCCGGUGGGGGGCGCCCCUUAUAUUUAGACCAAACUGAGCCCCCUUUCCCUUAUCUCAAGGUGAGGAUCUGGCACUGCAAAGAUCAGGGUUCAUUUCCCGGUCAGGCCUGACUUUUUCAGCCACUUACUAUAGGUUGUUUAUUUAAUUUAACCGUGAAGAUCAUUUUAUUUUCAUAUCUUUAUCCGCAGUUCAAAAUCAAGUAUGAGUCAUUUCAUAUCUUUCCAUUAAAAAAAAAAAGAAAGUGGGUUAGGUGAAUUUACAAGAGUCGAAAUGCUGCUAUUAUGGUACCUAUUGUAGGUCACAAGCAAAUAAACAUGCAUGCAUAACCUCCGUUCAGAUGAAAAAGUAUUGAAGUCGUUCUUAGUUCUAUUUUCUGUCUUGAACAGAUUCGACCGAAGCUGGUGGUCAGAAAAGAGAGAGGCCUGCAGAGAAGAAAAGUUGGAUUGAUAGUUUAAGAUACCCCUGGCUCUUGAUUGGACUUUUGGCAACUGUGAUUAUCACUGUUAUCACCUUUCCUGCUUGGUUUUGCUGGAAGCUUAAGAAAACUCGGGCCUCAUCGCCACCUGCUAUUGCUUCGCUUAGACCACGAUACCACGCCCGGAAUGAGUACGUCGUUGUUCCAGAUUUCAAAUGAAAUCAAUUAAUUAUGAAGAUUCAUAUGUGUUCAUCUGGACAACGAUUUUUGAGACAUUGUGCCUCCCGCAAUAUAUUAGUCGAAAGUUGGAACACAUGGAGUAGCCGUACGUACCUUCGUUAGAAGAUUCUAGGACACGCCUUUGUCGUAAUAUCUAAAUCGUAAGGAGGUCUUUGAAAACACAACGUCCCAAAAUCUUUUUGGGCAAUACUUGCUGCUUCGAACAGUUAUUUUUACAAAAAUGUUUGUUGCGCCCCUGAUAUUAGUUGGGUAAACGCAAUUUUAACGAUGCUCAUCUGUAGUUACUGCACCUCUUUUUUCAUCGGCUACUGGCCUCACUAAACACUGUAAAUAAAAAAGAUCGUUUCUAGCCCUAAAAAUGAUUGAGGUUGUUUCGUUGAGUAAAAUACAGAACCAUUUUUGGAGUUGGCUCCCUUAAUAAGGGCCAAUGCAGUCGAAUUACUUAAGAUUGAUUUUAGACCCACGGGGUAAAAUGAGCCCUAGCAUCGACCGGAAUUGACAUUUGAUGGGGCUUUUUUGGUGAACUGUGCUCAAAUUCAAAUGGCUCCAAAAAAGACUAAAUUAGACUGAGGCCUGCAGGGUAUUAAAACUGGCUUUUAGUUUUGGCGACUGUGCCACAGGGAACCCAGACUCGCAACAGCCCAC
Molecule: messenger RNA, 21733 nt
Organism: Porites lobata
Lineage: Eukaryota; Metazoa; Cnidaria; Anthozoa; Scleractinia; Poritidae
Source: the annotation of a GenBank genome assembly